CACCAGUGACUUGAGGCCUUCUCUUGACGCCGAGUCGCCCUAUUCUGAGCUUUACAUUGAAUGAGGAAUUGAUGUAGGGGUUUUAUUUUUGAAAUUGCAAAUGUUAAAUGAGCAUUGCCUCACCCUGGCAGGAGAGAAUGUAAGAAUUGUAGGCGUCGUCACGACCGCUCACGGCGCCUGCAGUGACUGGGGCAGCUGAACUCCACGCGUCAGCAGCAGGAGCCUCCUCCUCCUCGGGUCAUUUUUUAUUCGACAAUAGAUCACGGAUCCAUGCAGCAGAGAGCGCGCCGGGCAGCUCGCGAGCCGAGACGGGGCCAACCAGAGGCUUAGAGACGAGGAGACAAAGAGCCGGGAAAAAGAGCAGGAGACGAGGAAGGGGACAAUCUAGAAAACAUUCAUUGACGCGUUCGUCGGUGAGAUCUGUGAGGGGCGGCGACAGAUCAGGGAGGGGAGGAGGCUGAGCAGGGGACCAUGAAAGGUUCAUAUGGAGAGGCGACACGACACGGGGCGGGGAGUGCAUCACUGCGAUAAGGAGGACGAGAGGACAAAGCGAACAGGCAGCGCACACGGCAUCACCAUCACUACUCCCCCACCAUCACCACCAUCACCCCCGUCACCAGAUUCACCAUCACCACCAUCACUACCCUCAUACCCGCCGGCGCGUCGGCGUGCGCGCUUGAUGCUGCUGUUUCAGCAGGGCAGGCUGCUGCUGCUGCUGUAUUGGGCAGGGAGGCUGUAGGAGUCGGGCGGGCUAGAGCAGUGGUGGUGGUGGGUGUAUGAGACUGCAGUCUCGGCUGGUGGAGUGAGCCAAGCGAGCGGGGAGUGCGGCAGGGCGGGCGGUGCGAGGCAGCAUGCUGUACGUGCAGCUGGUGCUGGGCGCUGGCACGGUGCUGCUCGCCUACCACCUCGAGUGCUCCGACACGUUCCCCGUGACGCAGCGCGGCUUCUUCUGCUGGGAGCGCGCCCUGGCGGCCCCGGACCCGGGCCCCGAGGCUCGGGGGGCCGUGCCCCCCGCCAUCCUCUACCCCGUCCUCGCCGCGCUGCCCUGCGCCACGAUUCUCGUCGUGGAGCUCGCCCAGUACGUGCUGGAGACCUCGGCCAAGCACGUCGUGUACGAGCCUCCACCCGAGGCGCCGGGGGACCACUGCCACGUGAACGCGCUGCUGCGCCGCAUCGGCAAGCUCGCCGGACUCUUUCUCUACGGCUUGGUCGCCACGGACAUUUUUGCCAACGUCGGGCAGGUGGUUAGCGGAGGGCUUACGCCGCACUUCCUGAGCGUGUGCAAGCCCAACUACACGGCGCUGCCCUGCCACGCCGCAGCGGUGGGGGUCGGCAGCAGCGGCGUCUUCAUCACGGACCCGGCGGCGUGCACCGGCAGUCCCGAGUUGGUGGCGCGCGCACGCCUCUCCUUCCCCUGCAAGGAGGCGGCCUUCAGCCUCUACUCGGCCGUCUACACCGUGCUGUACGUGACCAGCACGAGCAAGCGCUGGGGCAUCCGGCUCGUCAAGCCGACCUGCUGCCUGGGCCUCAUGGGCCUGGGUCUCAUCGUGGGCCUUGUGCGGAUCGGCGAGCACCGCAACCACUGGGCCGACGUCAUCACCGGCUACACCAUCGGCGCCGGCAUCGCCACUUUCCUGUGCUGCUGUGUGGUGGGGAACUUCAAGAGGAAGCGCUACACCAAGCCGUGGAAGAGCAAGCCGGCUGGGUUCCACGGUGCCAAGGUGUCCAGCCGAGGGAGCCAUCACGUGCACAUCACAAACUCGUUCCAGAAUCACCCGGCAGGCUUCCUGUCAGAAGUCCUGGAGCCGUGACGAGGGUUCCGACAGCAGCAGCGGCGGCGGCAGCAGCUCUCAAACUCUCAUCGUCGCACCUCCCUCCUUCAUCCUGUUGUUUAUUUACACAUUUGCUGCGAGGAUACACAGGCAUCAUUGUUACCUAGUUUACACCAAAAUAGAACAGACUGUGUGUGUGAGGGCAAGCUGUUGGGAGGUGUGAGGACUGGGAGUUGACAGCUGUGGUGCAGCAGCAUGAGAUGAUGCUGAUGCACACAAUGGUUAUUUGGCUUUAAUGCUCGGUGAUCUCUUGCUGCACAGACGGCCGUGCCAACCCCCUGUCCCUCCGACAGGAUUUUCGCCGAACACAGGAGGAGGCACUGAAGACAACAGCAGCACUUAGCCAUGAGCCUAACCCCGGCACGUCUGCCUCCACGCAGCCCACCGCUCUGACGGGACGCCGCACCACCGGGGCUGCAUGUCAUGGGGAGAGACCACAAUUCGAGUUGUUGGAGAGCCCUGGCAUUGUGAAGGGACACCGCUGGCGAUGAUCUGCAGGGGCUCUGCAUUCGUUUCUACAUUUGUCAUCUUCACCGCAUGGCGCAAGACAGUAAAGAGGGAAAUUUGACAAAUGUCGGGCUCAGAUUGUGCCAUGUGCACUGAAUUAGCGUGGCACUCAAAACACAUCCCAGGCAAACGCGCUCGCGCUUUUCAAAUGAGUACGUUUACUUGCACAUGUGCGCGUGUAAUUGCGCUGCAGUGUUGGUGCCAUUACGAAACAAUGCCCGUGUGCCAAUCGAUGCCGCUCAAGUAAAUCGGCAGUGGGCAGUGCUCUGGCAGCAGCAGUGGGAUGCACGACUCGUUGGAAAGGGGCUGCUCCUUCGCCGUGAGUCGGAUCGAGUUCGGUGUCGAGGCUCUCAGCAAUCCGGGCCGUCACGGCGCUCCGCCACCCCACGCUCUCACGGCGCGUGAUGCAUUCACCCCGCGUGAUGCCUGCCUACUGCACGUCCGUGCUGGGGUUCACCAAUGUCGAGUGUGCUGGACGGUUAGCCACGACGGCGGCGUCAAGCGAGAAACCCCACAGAGUCUUCACUUUUCACAAAUUGUACGGCGAUUUUUAUUCCUGCGGAGACGUUGUGGGUUUCACGAUUGCUAACCCCGCGUGCAACGUCUGAUCUGUUGUUGGUAAACGACGUUUGGUUCGGAGACAAUACUCGCGACACUCGUUACUCGGCGUGACUUCAGAUAGAACGCGAUCAGUGCCAUCCCUGUGCGACCGUGUAAAUGAAUGAUUCCAUGGCUGCCGACAUCUCCAUAUGUUCACUGACACGGAAAGUCUCGACUGGAAGGGAACACAAAGUACAUGGACAAGGCAAGAAUGUGCGGUGGCUCGGCGGGAGAGCACGGAGCCAGCACGGAGCCAGCACGGAGCCAGCACGGAGCCAGCACGGAGCCAGCACGGAGCCAGCACGGAGCCAGCAGCACCGCGGAGACGUUAGUUCGAUUCCAGGCGGUGUUAGUCCGUGAUCUGUGCGGAGCAAGUCUGCGCCAUGCCUGAACCGGGAUGUCACCACUCUGCGCAACACGAAGUGGCUUCUGGCACUGGAGCGCGCCCUUGCCGCCGCAAACCCACGGUCCACCAGGAUGGCGGUGGCUUGUGGUGCACGUGAGCUCGAGGGUUGCUCCAAGAGUCCGGAGAAAUAUAAGCGCAGUUGACAAAACUCUCGCGUUUGGGGUUCCUCCCGUCCGCGUUUGCCAGAGAAAAGUCUCGACGUUGAGGUCGGGAUCAAGGCAGCAUGACCAUCUCCACGUUUCCCAGCUAAAGGCUGAACUCUACGUUUUGAGGCAGGGUUCAUUUCACAGAUGCUGAUAAUUCCCGGUCCCUCUGGGUUUGACCCGAGACUGAUCGUGAAUUGGCACCACCGGCGUUCGGGUGACAAGAAUCUAUACCCAGAUCUGGUACCGGUGUUGUGUGUUUAACUGCGUUGCAGUGAACUGUGGUUGUGACAGACCAAGGUUGGCUGAAGAAUACGUCCCACUUUGGUCUAAAGUGGGAAGUUGGCAACCCUCAUUCUAUGCUUUCAAGCUGUGUGGUCCAGCAACCAAUUCCAUUUGCCCAUUCACGUAUCAUUGUGCUUACAGUGUGGCCAUAUUCGUCAACAUUUUGUCAUUCUUGGUGGAGCUGAAGCUGCCGCACACACGCGUCUUGUACAAAAGUGCACGUGCACACUUUAUAUAAGCUUGGCUGUCAUGCGAGGCGUGGCCUGGGCAUUUAUAUUAUUUGAACUUCUUCUCUUGGAGCGGACAUUUCCUGCUUUAAGUUUUUAUGAUUAUUUCAGUAUUCCUUUGUAUUUAAUUUAUUGUAUUGAAUUUAUUGUGUUUAAUUUAUUUCAGGAGCUGGAAGCCUUCAGAGUUGACAGCUCGGGAAUCUGCCUGUGAACCGCAGGAGCGAUGAGGUGGUGCAGCAUUAGCGACGUCUGCAUUUUGACGGCAUCACCUGCCCUGGUAAAGGUCACGAUACAUUGGGGCAAUAAUCCCCGGCACCCGCCACACUCCCUCUAGUGGGUGGCCGUGUUGGGAAAUUCCAAUCGGAUCUUGGAGGCCGCAUGACGUUCUGUGCCCAGUGGACCGAUCAUUGCUCCAUCAUUCACCUUUCAGCCCACUCUCUUGUCAUUGGCUGGAUACGGCUCAGGCAUCGGUGCUCACAGUAAACGCGCUGUCAGGGACAACCACCGUUAACAUUUACCCCCAAAAUACCCCCAAUAUAUCAUUGUGUAUCUACUGACGUGGCACAGCCUGCACUAUCACUGAGACGCCUGUAGCUUCAGGAAUGCUUAUGGGCACUGGGUCGAUGGAGAUCCACAGCAGAGCAAGCGGCUCAGAGGCGUCAUCCCGUUGCCAUUGGCUCUCUACCCGGUGCGGCAACCAAUCCUCUCCUCGACAAAUUAACCUGUCACCCUCACCAAUGACUUGACCCUUCACAUGCCAGCCUGCGGUACGUGUGUGUGUACGUCGAACCGUGCGUAGACAACCGUGCUGAUCGGAGGUGAGGGGGUGGUCCCCUUACCCUCCACGCCCUCUGAUUCCCCUCCACCCCACACUCACCGUGAUCCCGCUACCCUGACCCACACUCGAGUUCACCCUUCACCGUCCCCUCUUAGCCCCUGUCCUGCUGAGCGUGCCAGGGUGCCGAGGCCCGGGUCGCCGCUCUGUAUCCAAUUCACAUCUUGCCGCUGCUGCUGUUGCUUACGCAGGGAGUACAGAAGGAGUAGGAAGAGAGUCGCUGUAAUUAGUUUAGAGUCUUUACGAGAUCUGAUUUUUUUCUUUAGAUGUUGAGUCGUACUUGAAUGGUCAAAGUACAUCAAUGCAUGUAUGUAAUGUGAACAUUACUUAGAGAAACUGAAUGCAACUCGCAGUGCGGCUGUCGCCCUGGGAGGCAGUGAUCCACUGCGGCAAUUUUAGGGCAAACAAUUAUCGCAGAAUUUCCCGUGGUAAACAAAAACAAUCCUUUCUGAAUAAACCUGUGGGUAGUGGUGGUGUGGCGUGAUGGUGUGCUAGCAAGGUGUGGCGUGAUGGUGUGAAGGGCCACACUUGGGCCAUGAUGGGCCUCUGAUCCAUUUAAGAAGAUUCACAUCAAUCACGAAUGUAUUGUACACUAACCCCAGCAUUGCUAAGCACACACGCGUACACACACACGCGUACAGACGGCAGUUAUUGACUUUGAAGAUAACUCUGUCACUCCGUUCUGUUUCCUGCCAAAUUACCACAGUAGCUCACGGUUAAUGUGUUGCUUGUAACGGUUGCCGGCAACGGUUGCCCGUAAAUGUACCCGAGGGGAUGACGGCCGCAUUGGCGACGUGCCCAGGGAGAGGCGUGCGAUGUUGGGCGGUCGAGACUCCCCGUGUCGCCCCCCCCCCAGCCCCCCUCCCCGCUCCGGGGGUUGUGAUGAGAGAUCGCAUUGCUGCUGAUAUGCGGCCUCGCUCCAAUUGCUUCACGUUCUUCUCUCGCGAUUCGCAUCAAUGGUGAAUAAUCUCUUCUCUGAAACGCGCGGCGGAUAUUCGACGAUGUUUCUGCUGUUGCAGACACCGUGAGUGAAGGAGCAGAAUCGUUAAAUCCAUCGGUGUGGCGCGAUACCGCCGAGGCCCCCACCUCUGGCUGUGGGGGCCUCGGCCGCCCCCGCUGGCACGAGCGCGCGGUGGGCGACUGCGAUUUGGACUCGAAGUGAAGUGGUGUUUUUUAUAACAAAGUUUUGUAAAUUAAAUACACGAGUGUAUUGGCAAUCAAUAGCAAUGUGGUGUGUUGGGGGGGGGGGUCUUUGUGAUUGAACCCUAAGUGGAGGUGCCCCCACAAAAGCAAUACCGAGGGGGGGAGCCCCUCUGCUGCCCGGGCCGCGAGUCUCGAGGUUCGCGGCCGUGCCACGGGGCUGACUUCUCUCGGCGUCUUACAAUCAACAGGAAGAGGGGACACGUCACAGGAUUGACUUGUUUAUACUCGAUGUGGACGCAAAUUCACGACACUUUGCAUUGUCAUUUAUUGUCACGUGUUUGCUAUAUUGUUUUGAAAAUAAAAAUGCGAAAUGCCAAGUGUCGAUUUUU
Messenger RNA from Petromyzon marinus (sea lamprey), 6367 nucleotides. RefSeq names its product phospholipid phosphatase-related protein type 5. Gene Ontology annotation, molecular function: phosphatidate phosphatase activity. Gene Ontology annotation, biological process: phospholipid dephosphorylation; phospholipid metabolic process; signal transduction. The record is from RefSeq and is a predicted model, not a curated record. Gene Ontology annotation, cellular component: plasma membrane. NCBI's taxonomy places the organism in Eukaryota, Metazoa, Chordata, Hyperoartia, Petromyzontiformes, Petromyzontidae.